Coregonus sp. 'balchen' is the source of this 428-nucleotide messenger RNA. NCBI's taxonomy places the organism in Eukaryota, Metazoa, Chordata, Actinopteri, Salmoniformes, Salmonidae. The record is from the annotation of a GenBank genome assembly.
AUGAUCGUUCAGAAAGUGAAGGGGCUGCUCUACAGACUGCUAAAGAUACCGGGUGCUGAGUUGAAACUCUCCUACACUAGCUCAAAGGUAAAGGGGUUUACUGACAACAGCAACUGCCCUAUACUACCUUAAAGGUAAAGGGGUCUAAAUAGGCUAGGUAAAAUGGUCUUACUCACUUAGACUUGCCCACAGUUUAGUUUUACUUCUGUGUUGGUGUAACCAUACUCGUCCACUGCCACUCCUAGGUGAAUCUGUUAAAUAGACCAAUGGUACAGUCCCACUUUCUUAGCGGUGGAAGGGACUCCCUAAAACGGCAUUUGUCUUUUUCACAGAUGGAGGGCAAAGAGAUUGAGAUUGACAACGACCUGAAACCGCUGCAGUUCUACUCCAUCGAAGACGGAGACAAGGUCCUUGUCCGCUGGUUGUGA